Messenger RNA from Parathielavia appendiculata, 1230 nucleotides. Its product is annotated as glycoside hydrolase family 17 protein. The transcript has a single exon. The coding region runs from base 1 to 1230 and encodes 409 amino acids. NCBI's taxonomy places the organism in Eukaryota, Fungi, Ascomycota, Sordariomycetes, Sordariales, Chaetomiaceae. Gene Ontology annotation, cellular component: cell surface; extracellular region; fungal-type cell wall. The record is from RefSeq and is a predicted model, not a curated record. Gene Ontology annotation, biological process: cell wall organization; carbohydrate metabolic process. Gene Ontology annotation, molecular function: glucan endo-1,3-beta-D-glucosidase activity.
AUGCGUCCCACGACGGCUCUCGUCGCCGGCGUCCUCGCCUCGCGCGCGUCCGCCGAGAACUAUCUCGGCUUCAACUCUGGCGCCACCCUCGCCGAUCGCUCUGCCAAGUUCAAAGCCGACUUUGAAGCCGAGUUCAAGACGGCGCAGGGCCUCGAGAACGCCCCAGGCACUUUCAACGCCGUGCGCCUCUACACCAACAUCCAGGCCUACUCCCAAGAUGACCCCAUCCAGGCUUUCGAGGCUGCUAUCGACACAAACACGAAGCUGCUGCUCGGUAUCUGGACAUCGGGCACCGACAACAUCGACAAGGAGCUCAGCGCGCUAAAAAAGGCCGUGGAGCAGUACGGCAGCAAGUUCACCGACCUCGUUAUCGGCAUGUCGAUUGGCAGCGAGGAUCUUUACCGCGUCUCCGAGACGGGCAUCAUCAACAAGGCCGGUGUCGGUGCCGGUCCCGAUGUGAUCGUCAACUUCAUAAACCAAUACAAGAAGGCCUUUGAGGGGUCGGCCCUGGCGAGCGUCCCCAUUGGGCACGUCGACACGUGGGAUGCGUGGACUAACAGUUCCAACAAGGCCGUGGUCGACGCGGUCGAUUGGAUCGGCGUGGACGAAUACCCCUACUAUGAGAACGGAAAGGGCAACGACAUCAAGAACUCGGGCAGCCUGUUCGACCGCGCCUUCAACGCCGUCAAGGGCGUUGCCGGCAGCAAGCCCAUCUGGGUCACCGAGACGGGCUGGCCCGCCACGGGCCCCAACUGGGAUCAGGCUGUCGCCAGCGUCGAAAACGCCAAGUACUACUGGGACGAGGUUGGCUGCCGCCAACUCUUUAACAAGGUACCCACCUUCUGGUACAACCUGCGCGACUCGAACCCGGACAACGAGAUGAAGUUUGCCAUCACCGAGAAGCUCUCGACGAAGCCGCUCUUCGACCUGACCUGCCCGACCACCUUUGACACCCCCACCGCUACUGCCACCUCCAGCGCGGCCUCGGCCACCGGAACUGGCGUCUCUGCCCCUGGCAGUGGUUCUGCCAAUAGCGGUAGCGGUAGCUCCACUCAGUCUGGCAGCGGCACCAGCAGCGGUACCAGCAGUGGCAGCAGUAGCAGCGGCAGCGGUACCCAGUCGUCGUCGAGCCCGAGCCCGAGCACUGCGGGCGCGUACAUAGGCAAGAGUCUCUCGGCGGCGGCCGUCGGCAGCCUGGCCCUCGUUGCCGGCGUCUUUGCUCUGUUUUAA